AUGUCUCGAUUCUCCCUCCAAGGUCGAACUGCCCUCGUCACCGGCGGUGCCCGGGGCUGCGGCCUUGCCUUUGCGCGCGGUCUCGCCGAAGCAGGCGCCAACGUAGCCAUCUUCGAUCGGAUACCUCCUGAGGAGGGAUUUCUAUCUAUCGAAAAGGAGUAUGAUCGCUGCAGAGUGGACGUAUCCUCCCCCGAGUCCCUCGCCACCGGCUUUGGCGCCUUUCAAACAGACUUCAACAAUAAACUAGACAUCUGCGUCCCCUGCGCAGGUAUCAACCGACACCAGACAUUCCUUGAAUUCAACUACGCCGACCAUCAAGAGCUGCUGGGUGUGAAUGUGCUAGGCCUAUUCCAUACGGCCCAGCUGGCGGCACGGCAGAUGAUUGCCAAUGGCACAAAACACGGGAGUAUCGUGCUGGUGGCGAGUAUGGCGAGCCACGUGGCGGUACGGAGCCAGCUGUGCAGUGCGUAUUGUGGGAGUAAGGGGGCGGUGAGGGCGAUGUGUCCUGCUAUUGCGAAGGAAUUGGCUGAAUAUGGUAUUCGCGUGAAUUCGAUCUCGCCGGGGUAUGUGAGGACGGAGAUGACUGCUGCUUUCCCCCAUUUGAUCGAAGAAUGGAAAUCAGCAGCAAUGAACGGCCGCAUCGCCGAGCCGGAGGACAUCAUGGGGGCAUGUGUGUUUCUGGCGAGCGAUGCCAGUUCGUACAUGACGGGGCAGGAUGUGAUUGUGGAUGGGGGGGUGACUAAGUGUGGGGUUAUCAGCUCAGUCGGCGAUCGCUCCGAACCCCAUCACCGACUAGCUACCAACUAUAACAAUACUCAUCCAGAAGCAAAAAACAACCUCAUCCGCUACGGCACACCCGUGACUCUCCUCGACGACCGCCCGACAGCAACAUCAACCGGCAAAGCCGACGGUCUGCAGCCGAAGACCAUCGAGACGCUGAAACAGCUGAGGCUAUCGGAUGAGUUGCUCCGCAAUGGAGCCAAGGUGUAUGAUAUUUGUUUCUGGGAAUCCACCACUCACUCCCCAACCCUCACCCGCACAUCCCGCCAAACGCACUACCCCGAUCACCUCGUCGGCGCAUCAGACCCCUACAUUCUCCUCGCGCACCAGGGCAUGCUCGAAAACGUGCUUAUCAAAGACAUAGAAGAGCGCGGGGGAUAUGUCCAGCGAAACAGCCCAUUCGUGUCUGUGUCGAAAACACAGGACGGGAGUGGAGAGCUAGAAGUGAUCUACGACGACAAUACAACAAACACGAAGAAGUUUAUCCGUACAAAAUAUCUUGUUGGAUGUGAUGGCGCGAGAUCUAAAGUGCGGGACUUUAUUCCCGGCGCGCAGUUGGAGGGGGAAAUGAGUAAUGCUUCUUGGGGGGUGUUAGAUGGAGUCAUCGACACCGACUUCCCCGACCUAUGGAGUAAGGUGGCUGUUCGCUCGCACACGGCGGGAUCUAUUCUCUGGAUUCCUAGGGAGCGUGGUAUGACGAGACUGUAUGUUGAACUUAGUUCCACGGACGGGGAGAGGGUCGAUAGGGCCAAGGCGACGCCAGAGUAUGUCAUGGCUCGGGCGCGAGAGGCGAUGCAACCUUUCCGGUUGGAAUGGAAGGAAAUUGAAUGGUUCGGCAACUACGUCGUCGGCCAACGCGUCGCUCGGCGAUUCAGCGAUCCCGAAAACCAAAUCUUUAUUGCAGGAGAUGCCGGCCACGUACACUCCGCCCUCGCAGCCCAAGGCGCCAACACCAGCAUGCACGACAGCGUGAACCUAGCGUGGAAACUGAACCUCGUAGCCCGAAACCUCGCCCCAGCCUCCCUACUAAACACCUACUCCGAGGAACGACGAAAGAUCGCCAACGACCUAAUUGCCUUCGAUGCAGGGCACGUCGCGGCCUUCGAGAAAGGCGAGGCGGCACUUGCUCGAAACUUCGAGGAGAAUAUCCGGUUUAUUUCCGGCGUCGGGGCUGAAUAUGAUACUGGAGUUCUCACAAAGUCAGCUGGUGGGAAAGUGAAAGGUGGAAUUCAGGCGGGCACAUUAACUCGUCCUGCGAAGUUGACGAGGUAUAUUGAUGCGAAUUUGGUGGAUUUGCAACUUGAUAUCCCGAUGAUGGGACAGUUUAGGGUGGUUUUGUUUGUAGGGAAUGUGGUCGAUGGGAAGGGAUUUUUGAAGGGGUUCUGUGGGGGUGUUGGGCUUGAUAGGGUGGAUUCUGUGGCAAGGGAGUCGUAUAAGAAGUGUCCUCGGGGGGUUAGUGAUGGGGACAAGUAUUUCUCGUUGGAGAGGUAUACACUUGUUUCGGAGGUGGUGACGUACGGGUUAGUGACGAGGAGCCAAAAGAGGGAGUUUGAGUUGGGGGAUUUGCCCGAGUUGCUGCAGAAGAGUCGGUGGACGGUGUAUUUGGAUGAUGUGGAGGGUGGAGAAGGCUGUACUGGGAAGUGGAUGGGGGAGAUGGAGAGGGAUCAGGUCGGGGUGAUGGUUGUCAGGCCGGAUGGGUAUGUUGGGGCAAAGGGGGUGUGGGGAUGGAGUGAGGAAGAAGGAUCGGGGGCGGCGCAGUGGGUUGGGGAGUAUCUGGCUUUGGGCAAGUAGAUUCAUAGAUGGGUGAUUCAGACGCGUGUUGAUAUUCUACCUGCUAUAUUUGUUAAGUUACUAAUACAGACAAUGUAAAGAUGUAGAAAUUGCAUCAGCGACAAGGUCAGAUCAAUAGAUGAUAUAAUGAAGUAGAAAGCAUUCUACGCU
Molecule: messenger RNA, 2721 nt
Organism: Aspergillus piperis CBS 112811
Lineage: Eukaryota; Fungi; Ascomycota; Eurotiomycetes; Eurotiales; Aspergillaceae
Product: FAD binding domain protein
Exons: 11
Coding region: 1-2571 (856 amino acids)
Molecular function (GO): FAD binding; oxidoreductase activity
Source: RefSeq, a predicted model, not a curated record